Rasamsonia emersonii CBS 393.64 is the source of this 5523-nucleotide messenger RNA. Its product is annotated as Ankyrin repeat protein. Lineage: Eukaryota; Fungi; Ascomycota; Eurotiomycetes; Eurotiales; Trichocomaceae. The record is from RefSeq and is a predicted model, not a curated record. Gene Ontology annotation, molecular function: protein binding. Bases 1 to 5523 code for a protein of 1840 amino acids. The transcript is spliced from 15 exons.
AUGGCUGCCAUUGAUACGAUGGAAGCUCCAUAUAGUACUCUUCCAUCGCUUCCAGCAAAGCAUAGAGAUUUUUUAAACUAUGUCAACUCGCAUCCAAACACUCCAAUGCAGGAGCUCGUCAGACCCUACAAUGAAUAUGACGGAGUUGUGCGCAAGAUCUUUGCCCAAGAACCGUCGCAUCCAGCACUAGCUGACAACCACCUCAACAUUGUCCCUCUUUACGAUGACACAGACGAAAGAAAAGCGACAGAUAUUCGGAUUCGGGCACGCGAUCUGGCUUCAGAACCAAAGGAGCUGCAGGAGAAAUACAUCAUGCCUCUGAAGCAUGAAGACCGCAAGCCGAACGGCGCUCCAGCCGUGGUUCCGACCUUGAAAGAAUUUCGGACCAAUUUCAACAUCUUCAGCGAGGGCUCGUUGAGUGAUCUCGAUUGGAGCAACGUCGUUGCUGCAGGUAGCUCGGUUGUGACCUCCCUGCUUCCUGUGCCAGAGAAAUACCGCGCCUCGAAGCGCGGUCACCGCCAAUUUUAUCAUGAGAUUUUCGCGCCUGCUUCGGAUGUCGAUCUCUUCUUAUAUGGCCUGACCGAAGAGCAAGCCAUUGAAAAGAUCAAGCAGAUUGAGGCCAAGAUCAGGGAUUCGAUCUUGGAUGAGACGACAACAAUUCGAACGAAAAACGCCAUCACAAUCGCCUCUAAAUAUCCGACUCGCCACGUACAGAUAGUUCUGCGCAUCUACAAAUCAGUUGCAGAAAUCUUGACCGGAUUCGACGUUGAUUGCUCGUGUGCAGCCUACGACGGCCGACAGGUCUACGUUGCACCCCGAGCCCUCGCCGCGUUUAUUACCCAGGCGAACCAGAUUGACUUGACCAGACGCUCUCCUUCCUAUGAGAACCGUCUUUCCAAAUACUCCCGCCGGGGGUUUGAAGUAUUUUGGCCGCAUUUGGAUCGCUCUCGGAUUGACCCGACAAUCUUCGAGCGAAGCUUUUCGCGGACAGUUGGCCUUGCUCGCCUCCUGGUCCUUGAGAAGUUGCCAAAAUCUUCUGAUCGAGAGUCCUACCUCCAAAAGCGACGAACGGAGCGUGGUCGACCACUUAAGAUUUCACGAAGCCGGAGAUCUGAACAAUUGAAAGGUAACGUCAAGGAUGAUUGGGAUGACGAGGUCGCGGAAUGGGUGGAGCAGGACGACGUCUCUGACUAUCAUACCAUUACUAUUCCUUAUGGGCCAAGAUUCCAUGCUAGGAGGAUCGAGAAACUGUUGUAUACGAGGGAUCUGUUGCUGAAUGCUGAGUGGAACAAGCCCAAGGAUCGGGUGGUUACCCUUCAUCGACAUCCCGCGUUCUUUGGAAGCGCUGAAGAUGUCAUGCAUGACUGUUGUGGCUAUUGUCCGAAGCCAGCGACCCCCGAGGAGGAAGAGGUGGCCAAAGAAGAAAGCAAAAUCUAUGUCUCCGGGGACAUUACGUUCAUCAAAGAUAAUCCAGGACGUCAGGCGAUUGGGAGUUUCAAUCCCAUAACAGAUACCGAUUGGACAGAAAUGGCUUAUGUUGGGAACACGGAGCGUCUCUGCCAGGCGAUUGUUGCUUGCAAUGUUGAGGAAGUCAAGGAUUGGCUUUCUCAAGAGGGGUCGGAUCCUAACCGUCGUGACUACACAGGCAGAACGCCAUUGCAUCUUGCUUGUAUGACUUCUACGCCAGAAAUCGUGCAAUGCCUUGUGGAUCACGGUUCCCGGUUGGUCAGCCGCCUAGCGGACGGUCGAACAGCGUUGCAUCUGGCGGCUGCAAGAGGGAAUGUCGAAAUCGCCAGAAUCCUUCUUACGAAAAGUGCAGAGAACGAAGAGGAAGAGAUAAAGAAAGAACAGGCUCGCAAGGAACCUGAGCGAAGAGCCAGACAGAAAGAGCAGAGAGAUGCAGAUGAUGACGAUAAUGGGGACGGUGAGCUCGUCAGCAAUGCGUCCGAUGAUUCGGAUGAAGACUUCGAGUCUGUCGCCACAGGGUCUUUUGUGAAAGUUGAGAAACAAGGCAAAAAAGACGAUGUCUGUGCCGACAAUAUUCCCGACGACACGAACGAAGAUGAGCCGGAUGUCUACGAUAUCAACGUCUUAGCUUGGGACAAUCCCACCUCUCCCUUGCACCUUGCCAUAUUGAACGGUCACGUCGAUAUGGUCGAUGAGCUGGUCGCCUCUUUUGGGGCUGACGUGCUUCUGCCAGUCAAAAUUACUAGAAUUCGACAAGCUGCCAUUCUGACCCUCGCUCUGGCUCUCACACUGCCCUCCCAGAAGGCGAAAGACAUGAUGGCAAAACUUUUGCAGCUGGGUGCGUCCCUCACUCAAGCGGACCUAGACCAGUGUACGCCGUUGCAUUACUUGGCAGCUUUCGCACAUACCGAGCUUCUCGAUGUGCUGCUGGAGUACGAUAAGCCUUCUGUGGAUCGUACGAUCAAUCAUGUAGCCGUCACUGGCAAUUUCCAUAGCAGCCCGGCCGCCUACUCUGCUGUCAAGAUAGCAGUGAACACGGCGAACCUCAUGCUCGUUGUCAAAUUGCUUGACGCUGGCGCGAACCCAUCUAUUGGCUUCAGUGACUUUAUCAAGUCUGCUCGGCUAAAGUUUGACGAGUUUGAGCGCAGAUCGUCUGAAGAAAACGAGAGAAUAUUCGAGGAAACUGUCAUGCAGCCUGUCGUUCGUGCCGUCGAAAUCGACCAGCCUUUUAUUGCACUCGAAUUACUUGCACGAGGAGCUGACCCAAACACGUUGACCCUCGAUGGAUGCAGGGCAAAGAGACAGGCAGAUAGAUUUAGGCCGGUGAGAGGCACAUCAUUGCUAGAUCUCGUGAGAGACAAAUUGCAGUCUCUGAGACGGUACAACGGGGAAAAGGUGUCAUCGCAGCCGCCCGAGCCGCUGGAUACGGACGACAACGUCUACCUCCAAGAUUUUAAAGAUGGGACGUACCAGAUGUGUUCUGCAAGGUGGGCAUUGAAGGGUGCCCGAGAGCGGUAUGAAAUUGCGAGAAAGAACCAUGAAGCAAAGGUAUUCGAAGCGGAGGCAGGCAAAGGCGUGGAUGAAAAGAGGGCGGCUGUGCAAGCCCUCAUUCCCGAUUUUGAGAGGCUCGAAGCAGACCUAGAGGCACGGGGUGCGAAGACGUUCAAGGAACUAUUCCCAGACAUCCAAGUACCUUCCAAGAACGACCAAGACAGUCAGAUUCAGCAGUGGAAGCGGGAAUCUUUCAAAGUAUCUUUUACUUUUACAGUUCCAGAUCUCGACACUGUCAAGAGAGAGGGCUAUAUGAAAUUAUUCGAAGCCGCAUGGAGCGGUGAUCUCCGCAUGAUCAAAGACCUCACACUGAGGAUGUGGGGACCGAAUAAGGACCAAACCCCUCUUCAAAUUGCAGUGUUUGACCAGGAUGGCUUCUCACCUUUCGCCAUUGCUGUUCUUUUCCAUAUGAGUGUCGACGACGAUCCUUCCGGCGACGAGCAUGACCAUGGAAUCAACAUUGACAGUGAGAUAAUUGAUGACCAGUUCACUGUCGACAACGUGGCCGAGGUGAACGCGCAGGUAAAAUGCAAGGUUACGCCAGUUCAAGUGUUAUCACGAAAAUGCCCGGCAUAUCGUUUCACAGAAGAUCAGGGAAUGAAGGCCGUCUCCUCUGGUAAAGCUUCAGCAGCAGCAUCCAGAAUGAAGCGUGAUCCCGAUGAUUGUCGGCCGAAUAACCUAAUACAGUAUGCGAUCCGGCGUGAAGACGUUGACUUACUGGUGUUCCUGCUCGAACUGGGGCGCAAAUAUUCGAUUAUAGGCACUGAGAAAGAGUCAUCUCACAUGUACAACGUUUCGGAAGCAGAUUUUCACUUCGCAAUCAAGCUUGGACAUGUACGCUGCCUUGCUGAGCUCAUCAAGCGGACUGGAGCCGGGAUUCCGCUUGAUGAGAUUGCCCAGCACAGCGGAGUCGAGCUCAAAGAGAAACCCAGGUAUUACCGGGGGCUGUCGAUCCGUGGGAAGAAGCGAGCGGACUGGGCAGAAGCGGGAGGGUUGUCGUCUAGACGGCAUCACGACAGCCAUCCUCCUCUACUGGUGGCUGCUUUCAAGGGCAGCCUUGACAGUGUGGAAUGGUUCCUCAGCACGGCACCCCAGCGGCACUAUUCGGAGUUUGUCGCUGCACAUCAGCACGAUGAGAGGGUGAAGAGACUUGCGCAGACCGAACUGGGAGUCGAGGGAUCUCUGGCAAACUGGCUCGGUUUGAGAAAUGACCUCGUCUUGCACUGCGCCGUCCUUUCCAAGCCAAGCGAGGAAUCGGAGCGCUUGGUCAAAUAUCUCAUUGAGAAUGUUCCAAGCUCCCUCGAAACCAAGUCUGCAGAGGGCCACACGCCACUCGCGCUGGCAUACUCACUGCAUCGCACAAGCAUUGCGCGCAUUCUCAUUGAGGCAGGAGCCAAUCAAGCAGUCCGCGACCAGAACGGCAACAAUCUGAUACACCUACUCCUUUGCGGUGUCGACAAUGUAGCAAGCGUUACCACGGACGAUUUACAAAAUCUUCUUGACCUUCUCGACCCGCUUUUGGUUCCAUCCCUGCUUACAGAACGGUCCACCAGGGGCCAGACGCCAGUUUGCAGUUGGAUGGAUUUGGCGAAUCCGCUAUCGGGACACGUCUACACGCACCUGAGCGGCCGUGGCAAGAUGAACACGAAGUCGGAGACGGAUGGAAAGGUGGCAGUCAUGCGAGUCCUCUUGGAUUUUGCCGCUCCCACGGGACAGAAGCACCUGGAGUUGUUAGAUGGAGGAGGAAACACGCCCAUGCAUAACGCGGUUACGAUGCAGCUGCCGAGGAUUCUCGAUCUCAUGCUCGAGCGCCGGCCCGAUCUGCUGUAUCGGGAGAAUGCGACGGGGUGUACUCCUGCGGAUCUCGCGCAUGACUUGUGGGUGAGUGAAAGAACAGCGUUCCCGCCACAGAUUCCCAAGGACUUUGUCAGCCCAUCCGAGGGGGACGAGAGGAAGAGUGUCUUGGAGCGGAAACCGGAAUCCUUUGUGGUGGAGAGGGAUCCCCGAAGCGAGAGACAGAUGAUAUGGGAUCUUUGCCGGGAGCGGAUUGAAAGAGGAGUGGGAGGAGGACAGCGCCGACUGGUCAGUCUGUCCGAAGCGAACGAAGUAGCCAGGAGGGUGGCUGCACAGGAGAAGCGAAGAGAGAGAGCAAGCGAUGAGUAUAUUCGAUUGAAUUCGAUCUUGUUUAUCUCUAAACCAGACGAUGAGUUAGUUGCAGGAAGUUACAUAUGCAGUCUGCGCACUGCUUGCCUUGUUGGGGAUAUGGAAGUUUGGUUUAGUUUAGUUAUUACACUUAACUCUAGUUACUUCAUUUACUUUAUUUACUCCAUCUAUUUCAUGAUUUAUUUAUAUAAAGUUCUGACUUUGGACCCUAACUAUACUACCAAUAGUUCAAGUUUGGACGUGGGGGAUGAGAUGAAGGUGAAGAUGGUGUAUGUUCAGUGCAGACCUCCAUACGUACAUACUUCGUAUUCUGCUUUAGCCAAGGGGCCUGAUUUUAAUUAA